AUGACGAUGAACGUUCGUAUCGCUCAAACAUAUUUUAUUUUCAACUAUCGAUACGAUGAACCAGCUUAUUCUCUCUACAAAAUAGGAAACAAAGUACAGCAUAUAACUACGAAUGCUAUCAACGUGAGAUUAACAAAGUGCGAUUUUCACGGACGUUCUCUUGUCGACUUAGACCAAAGAUUAUUUCCGUUAGUCCAUGUGGGCCGUCUUGCUUGA
Molecule: messenger RNA, 216 nt
Organism: Adineta ricciae
Lineage: Eukaryota; Metazoa; Rotifera; Eurotatoria; Adinetida; Adinetidae
Source: the annotation of a GenBank genome assembly